Molecule: messenger RNA, 300 nt
Organism: Saccharomyces paradoxus
Lineage: Eukaryota; Fungi; Ascomycota; Saccharomycetes; Saccharomycetales; Saccharomycetaceae
Gene: NHP6B
Product: high-mobility group nucleosome-binding protein
Exons: 1
Coding region: 1-300 (99 amino acids)
Source: RefSeq, a predicted model, not a curated record
AUGGCCGCAACUAAGGAAGCAAAGCAACAAAAGGAACCAAAGAAGAGGACCACCAGGAGAAAGAAGGACCCUAACGCUCCUAAGAGGGGUUUGUCAGCAUAUAUGUUCUUCGCUAAUGAAAAUAGAGAUAUCGUCCGUUCCGAGAAUCCUGACGUAACCUUCGGCCAAGUAGGCAGAAUAUUGGGUGAGAAAUGGAAGGCUCUGACUGCUGAAGAAAAGCAACCAUACGAAUCCAAGGCUCAAGCCGACAAGAAGAGAUACGAGUCUGAGAAGGAAUUGUAUAACGCUACACGUGCCUGA